Actinia tenebrosa (Australian red waratah sea anemone) is the source of this 1899-nucleotide messenger RNA. RefSeq lists its product as uncharacterized. The record is from RefSeq and is a predicted model, not a curated record. Gene Ontology annotation, biological process: protein O-linked glycosylation via fucose. Gene Ontology annotation, molecular function: peptide-O-fucosyltransferase activity. NCBI's taxonomy places the organism in Eukaryota, Metazoa, Cnidaria, Anthozoa, Actiniaria, Actiniidae.
AUGGAUUCUAACCUCACAGAUGACGAAAUCCUGUCACUAUUCUGUGCCCUUUAUCAUUAUUGGCUUAAUUCAUUUGACUACGGUUUUUUAAGCCAGAAAAAAGAAAUCGAAUUCAAAGUUGAACUGCGAGGUUCACGAAUAAAAUCCCUUCCAAAAGUCAAAAACGUAAUGAGAGACGGUGAUCUGGAUAACGUCGUUUAUUGGUUAUUCUGGUUUCUUAAGUCCAAGUACAGCUAUUUUACUGACCCGUUACGACGGCAUAAACGUUGUUCCAUCGUCAUGAGCCGCUUGUCACCAAAGAGACCAAACAGUCUAGCUUUGCAACAAAGUCACAGCGACGCCUUCGUUAGUGGACACUUUAACAAGAGAAGACUGUCACUCACUUGGUUUGACCUAAUGCCUGAAUGUUCAUGGAAAAGAGUGAAGCUGAAUAGAAGAAUUAGAAAAUCUCAGUUUAUUCGCUUGGCUUUAGUUGCUUUGGUAAUUAUUGUUCUGACAGCACACAAACUGCCAAGAACACAGUUGCAGUCCUCUAGGGGCAUUUGCAGUAAUAGUAGCAAGUAUAAAAUAUAUGUGAAAGGAAAGCGUGUUUGUAAUAGUGAACGAAUUCAGAGCAGCAAAUAUUUUACUUACCAACCUCCUGGGGGUGGCUGGAACAACCAAAGAAUUGCCUUUGAAAAUGCCGUUAUCAUGGCUAAGCUUCUAAAUAGAACACUCAUCGUUCAUCCAAUGGCACCCCAUCAAGAGAUAGUACGUUUGAAAAAGUUUUAUCUUUUCRAUUUAGGCCACCAAGUAUACAACAGAGUAUCAUCCAAAAGACUAUUACCGCUGUCUAAGGUGAUAGAUCUCAGUCGGUUGUCAAAACUUUUACCAGUCAAAGAAAUUUUCACCAAUCACACAACAUUUAUUCAGGAUAAUCAGCAUUUGUCUUGGUAUCGAGUGUGUCAUAAUGGAUUUCAAGGAUUGUGGGUGGAUUCUUUACCAUCAAACCGAAAUAUAAAAGCAUGGAAUGCGCUGAAGCAACGAGCAAACGAUAUGCAGUUGCAUAAACUUAAGACUAUACCUACAUACCGUAGAAGUUGUAAGGCUGACAUGGCACUGUAUUCAUCUAAUGCUAACAAUACCCCUUUUUGGGGAAUCUUGGAUGAGUUGUCGCAGCGCACUGAAAAUAUUAUCUACUUUGAGGAAGGAUCAAUGUUUUUUCGUCAAAUGCUUUUUCUUGAUAAAAAGAGAACACUAGACGCGCACAAAUGGUUAAUAAAAUUUAUUACAUUUGCAUCUCCAAUUUGGAAACGCUUAAGAAACAUCCAAAGUCAAAUAGGAUUUCCCUUUAAUGCUAUGCACGUUCGCCGCACCGACCACCCGACCAGCCAACAUAUCUCACCAGAUAACUGGCUUAAUUUGCUAAACAAGCGCGGUGCCUUAAAUAUCACUUCGAAACUUUAUGUUGCAACUGAUGAAAAGAAUCUGACAUGGUUUACUCCUUUCAGAAAAGCUGGUUAUGAUUUGAUGUUUGCUAAAGAUUUCAUGGAAGAACUAACCCCACACAGUAACAAAAGCAAUGCUAAUUUACUGGAUAUCAUUGGAUUGACGGAGCAGCUGAUUUGUGCCCAUGCAUACCACUUUGUAGGUUCUUAUUAUUCAACAUUUAGUUUGUAUAUAAAAAGACUUCGAAAGUAUAAUUCAUGGAAGGGACAAUUGCUAGCCUUUCCGUAUUCUCCAGUGACGUGGGUUGAUAUCAAGAGCCAAUAACCCACAUGGAGCAAAUUAAUACAUGGACAUUUGAACCGACUGACUUGGUUUAGCAUAAACAAAUUAGUUGCAGCUCAGCCAACCAGAACUCACGAUUUGUAAUCAUGUGACAAAAUAGUUAGCAUAAUACAUGGUAGUAGACACUAA